GACAUAUGUGUACGACCACGACAAUAAUAGAUGGUAAGAACGGUUCCAUUCCCUCAUCAUCCAUGAAAGUGGGCAAGAAGUCAAUUACAGAAGACCUCAUGACAACGUUCAGCUCACCAGCAGCAUGGCUUCUUGUUGUUGCUCUGAUUGUCACCUGGUCAGCAGUAGCUAUUGUGAUGUUUGACUUGGUGGAUUACAAAACCUUUGCAGGAAGAUCUGUUAACAAGCUCAGCACAGAACCACUGAGAAUCAUUCAUGAGACAUUCGAAGAAUCCUCUGAAUGGAUUUAUGGCUUUUUUUCUUUACUGUCUGACUUCGUAUGGAGUGAUGAUGAUGACAGUGAUGAAGAUGGAAACUCAGAAGAGGAUAAGUAGAGUGUUGAUGAACUUCCUCUGAAGAAAAGAGCAAUUCACAAAGACAAAUCAGACAGACAAGAAAAAAUCGAGAGGAAGGAACCCCUAAAGGUGACGCAUAAAGACAAACAGGAAAGACAAGAAAAACCUGAAAAAAAGGAAAGACAUGCAGCUAUUCACAAAGAGAAACCUGAAAAGCCAGAAAAACAUGAAAAGAAAGCCCCUUCUAAAGUAACUCAAAAAGACAAACCUGAAAGACACGAGAAAGCUGAAAAGAAACCUCCUCCCAAAGAGGAGAAGAAAGUAAAGAGCACUAAAGUGGAAGCAAAAGUUAAAAAGGAAGUGAAGGAUGGAAAAGGAGAAGCAAAGACACCAGAGAAGGUCAAGCAGACAGAGAUUAAAACAGAAGUUGGGCUAAUAAAGGCCAAAACGAAAGUUAAAGAGGAGAAAGCUCUUCAGACUGUAACUAAAUCGGACAAUAAAGGUAAACAAAAUGAGGAGGAAACGGAUGAAGAACUUAAAAAGAUAGGGAAGAAGGAGAGAGAAUGA
Acanthisitta chloris (rifleman) is the source of this 902-nucleotide messenger RNA. RefSeq names its product triadin (gene TRDN). The annotation marks the transcript as partial. The record is from RefSeq and is a predicted model, not a curated record. NCBI's taxonomy places the organism in Eukaryota, Metazoa, Chordata, Aves, Passeriformes, Acanthisittidae. The transcript has 10 exons. Gene Ontology annotation, molecular function: signaling receptor binding. Gene Ontology annotation, cellular component: membrane; sarcoplasmic reticulum.